UUACUUUGAGUGCGUGUGAAGAGAGACUAAUCUGAUUUUGCCUUGUUAACAUCUUGUUGUUUGAUAAAAGUCGAAAGGCAGCCAUGGCAGCAAAUCCCAAGCCUCCUCAUCUUCUUUUCCUUCACCUUCUCUUGCUCUCCACACUUUCUUUACAGAUCACAGCAUCACCGGCAACACAAGCAGAAGCUCUUGUAAAAUGGAAAAACAGCCUCUCCCCUCUUCCCGGCCCUCUUCUAACUUCAUGGUCCCUCGCCAACCUCAACAACCUUUGCAACUGGACAAGCAUUGCCUGCAACGACUCAACCGGAACAGUCUCCGAGAUAAACCUCUCAGGUGCCAAGCUCAACGGAACACUGGCCCACUUCAACUUCACUCCGUUCCUUAAUCUCACCCGCUUCGACCUCAGCCACAACAAUCUCAGCGGACCAAUGCCUUCGGAGAUAGGCCGGCUAACGGAGCUUCAGUAUGUAAGUCUUCUCGACAACCAUCUCGAUGGGACAAUCCCAUAUCAGAUUAGCAAUCUUCAAAAGGCAUGGUACAUAGACCUUGGAUCAAACUUCUUGGUAAAUCCUGAUUGGUCUAAGUUUUCUGCCAUGCCAUUGUUGACCCAUCUUGGGUUCAAUUCCAAUAAACUCGCUUCAGGGUUCCCAGGAUUUAUACUUGAUUGUAAGAACUUGACUUACUUGGAUUUAUCCCAGAAUCACUUGACUGGACCAAUACCAGAAUCUGUAUUUACCAAUCUGGGCAAGCUUGAAUACCUUGAUCUUUCUGCUAAUUUAUUCCAAGGGCCAUUGUCACCAAACAUUUUCCACCUUUCCAAGCUCCAAACUCUUUAUCUGGAUACAAAUCAGUUCUCUGGCUCAAUUCCAUCCGAGAUUAGGAACUUGAAAGAUUUGCUGAAUUUAUCACUUUCAGAAAACCACCUCUCUGGCCCAAUUCCACCGGAAAUAGGCCUAUUGACAAAGCUCCAAAUUCUUUAUCUGUAUAAAAAUCAGUUCUCUGGCUCAAUUCCAUCGGAGAUUGGGAACUUGAAAGAUUUGCUGAAUUUCACACUUUCAGAAAACCACCUCUCUGGCCCAAUUCCACCGGAAAUAGGCCUAUUGACAAAGCUCCAAACUCUUUAUCUGCAUAAAAAUCAGUUCUCUGGCUCAAUUCCAUCCGAGAUUGGGAACUUGAAAGAUUUGCUGGAUUUAGCACUUUCAGAAAACCACCUCUCUGGCCCAAUUCCACCGGAAAUAGGCUUAUUGACAAAGCUCCAAACUCUUUAUCUGCAUACAAAUCAGUUCUCUGGCUCAAUUCCAUCCGAGAUUGGGAACUUGAAAGAUUUGCUGAAUUUAUCACUUUCAAGAAACCACCUCUCUGGCCCAAUUCCACCGGAAAUAGGCCUAUUGACAAAGCUCCAAACUCUUCAUCUGUAUAAAAAUCAGUUCUCUGGCUCAAUUCCAUCGGAGAUUGGGAACUUGAAAGAUUUGCUGGAUUUAGAUCUUUCAGAAAACCACCUCUCUGGCCCAAUUCCACCGGAAAUAGGCCUAUUGACAAAGCUCCAAACUCUUUAUCUGUAUACAAAUCAGUUCUCUGGCUCAAUUCCAUUCGAGAUUGGGAACUUGAAAGAUUUGCUGGAUUUAGAUCUUUCAGAAAACCACCUCUCUGGCCCAAUUCCACCGGAAAUAGGCCUAUUGACAAAGCUCCAAACUCUUCAUCUGUAUACAAAUCAGUUCUCUGGCUCAAUUCCAUCCGAGAUUGGGAACUUGAAAGAUUUGCUGGAUUUAUAACUUUCAGAAAACCACCUCUCUGGCCCAAUUCCACCGGAAAUAGGCCUAUUGACAAAGCUCCAAACUUUUCAACUGUAUACAAAUCAGUUCUCUGGCUCAAUUCCAUCCGAGAUUGGUAACUUGAAAGAUUUGCUGGAUUUAUCACUUUCAAUAAACCGCCUCUCUGGCCCAAUUCCACCGGAAAUAGGCCUAUUGACAAAGCUCCAAACUCUUUAUCUGUAUACAAAUCAGUUCUCUGGCUCAAUUCCAUCCGAGAUUGGGAACUUGAAAGAUUUGCUGGUUUUAGUACUUUCAGAAAACCACCUCUCUGGCCCAAUUCCACCGGAAAUAGGCCAAUUGACAAAGCUCCAAACUCUAUAUCUGCAUACAAAUCAGUUCUCUGGCUCAAUUCCAUCCGAGAUUGGGAACUUGAAAGAUUUGCUGAAUUUAUCACUUUCAAUAAACCGCCUCUCUGGUCCAAUCCCACCGGAGAUUGGAAAUAUGACAUCGCUGCAGAUUCUUAAUCUCAGCAUUAACCAACUCUAUGGGGAGUUGCCGGACACCAUUUCUCGCCUCACUAAUUUAACAUCAAUCUCUCUUUUGAUCAAUAACUUCUCAGGCACUAUUCCGAGUGACUUUGGGAAGUAUAGUAAUCUGAGCCAUGUUAGCUUUUCCUACAACAGCUUCUCUGGAGAAUUGCCACCUGAAUUGUGCAGCAGCUUUGGUCUUCAUAAUUUCACAGUGAAUAACAACAACUUCACAGGGCCAUUGCCAGAGUGCUUGAGAAAUUGCAAGCAACUAAAGAGAGUGCGGGUUGAUGGGAACCGAUUCAAUGGAAACAUUACAAAUGCAUUUGGAUUUCAUCGAAAUCUUAGUGUGAUUUAUCUUAGUGACAAUCAAUUUGUUGGUGAAAUCUCAGCGGCAUGGGGAGAAUGUGAAUCUCUCACUAAUUUGCAGAUGGACAGAAACAGAAUUUCUGGGAAAAUCCCAUUAGAGCUUGGAAAGUUGACUCGACUGGAGGUUUUGAAUCUGGACUCCAACGAAUUGUCCGGGGAAAUUCCAACUGUACUUGGAAAUCUAAGCCUGCUGUACAAGCUCAAUCUGGGCAGGAACCAUUUGACAGGAGAGAUUCCUCAGAGUCUAGGCAGUUUGACUGAACUUAGCAAUCUUGAUUUGUCUAGAAACAGUUUGACUGGGAACAUACCAAAAGAACUUGGGAACUGUGGUAAAUUAUUGAUGUUGGACUUGAGCAACAACAACCUGUCAGGGGUAAUACCAUCCGAGCUUGGUAACUUACUCAGGUUGCAGUUAUUGUUGGACCUCAGCAGCAAUCGACUCUCAGGAAAUAUUCCUCAAAACCUUGCGAAGCUUUCAUCAUUGGAGAGUCUUAAUGUGUCACAUAACCAACUUUCAGGGGAAAUCCCAUUAUCGUUUACUGGCAUGGUUAGUCUACGCAACACCUCCAUCGAUUUUUCAUACAACAAUUUAACAGGUUCGAUCCCAACUAGUACAGUUUUCAAAGAUGCACCUGCGAAAGCUUAUGUUGGAAACUCAGAUUUGUGCGGAGAUGCAGAAGGACUAUCUACUUGUUACACAGAUUCCAGAAAGAAAAAACAUUCUAAUACAACUCUAUUAGUUGUCCUCGUUCCUAUCUGUGGCCUAUUGCUGCUUGCAAUCAUUGUUGCUGGACUCAUAAUAUGUUAUUGGAGGACAAAACCCCUUGAUGGAGAAAGCAUAGCAAUUUUAGAGUUUGAGCAGAAGGCUGAGUCACUGAUAUGGGGAAGAAAAUGUAAAUUCACAUUUCGGGAUAUCGUGAAGGCCACGGAAAACUUCCAUGAGGAGUAUUGCAUUGGAAAAGGAGGAUUUGGAAGCGUUUACAAAGCGGCAUUGCCAACAGGUCAGAUUGUUGCAGUUAAAAGAUUUAACUUGUCAGACUCCGGUGACAUCCAAGCGACCAGUCUUAAGAGUUUUGAGAAUGAGAUUCGCAUGUUGAUAGAAGUCAGGCACCGCAAUAUCAUUAGGCUUUAUGGGUUCCGUUCCAUUAGGGGGUGCACGUACUUGGUUUAUGAAUACGUAGAGAAAGGCAGUUUGGGAAAUGUAUUGUAUGGGGUGGAAGGGAAAGCAGAACUUGACUGGGGUAGACGACUGAAAAUCGUGCAAGGUGUGGCUCAUGCAAUUGCUUACUUGCACCAUGAUUGCUCUCCUCCAAUUGUGCACCGGGACAUAACUGUGAACAACAUAUUGUUGGAGUUAGAGUUCGAACCGCAGCUCUCAGAUUUUGGCAUUGCAAGAUUGUUAAGUUCAGAUACCACAACAGUUGCUGGGACUUAUGGCUACAUGGCUCUGGAAAUCGCAUUCACGACGACGAUAACAGAUAAAUGCGAUGUUUAUAGCUUUGGAGUGGUGGCAUUAGAAGUUAUGAUGGGAAGGCACCCAAAGGAGCUCUUAUCUUCCCUGUUAUCGUCCAAAUCAACAACGGCAGUAUUAGACAAUACAUAAUUUCUUCUAAAAGAUGUGCUAGAUCAAGGACUCCCACAACCCACAGGCCAAAUUGCGCAAGAGGUGGCAAUUGUGGUGACUAUAGCCUUACAAUGCGUGGGUGACAAGCCAGAGUCACGACCCACCAUGAGUUUUGUGGCACAAGAACUGUCAGCUCGAAUCCAAGCUAGCUUGCAAUUCCUACCCAAUCGACAAGAUGACCGUUAGAAUUUAGCAAGCUUACAACUUAGAAGCCUUUACAAAUAGAACAAAUUGGCAUUGUAGGGUACGUUGUGAUUAGGAUUUGGCAGAGCUAUAGCGAGGCCUAGAAUUUAUUUUGCAUUAAUAUUUCCCUCUCAUUCUGGUAGCAUUUAGUAAAUUAAAAUGUUGGACUUUAAUGUAUGUUUCGUUUGUUAAUGUUUUUUAAA
Molecule: messenger RNA, 4657 nt
Organism: Alnus glutinosa
Lineage: Eukaryota; Viridiplantae; Streptophyta; Magnoliopsida; Fagales; Betulaceae
Product: LRR receptor-like serine/threonine-protein kinase FLS2
Exons: 2
Coding region: 84-1772 (562 amino acids)
Molecular function (GO): protein binding
Source: RefSeq, a predicted model, not a curated record